AUGGCUUCCCAAGCUGCUCGCCUUGCCCGUAUCUUCACUCCAGAAUAUGCCCGUCGAGUCAACGCACAGAUAGUACAUCCUGCUCAGGCGACGGUUGUGAAGCCCAACGAGCUUGAGUCAGCUCUGGCUCGGCCAGUCAACGUAGCUAGAUACGAACCUGAUCGCCCAGCGGAAUACCUCGCCGCGACUCUUUCGUACGGAGUCAUCAAAGGCCAUCCAUUCUUUGACGGGAACAAGCGAACCGCCUUCUUCCUUGCAAACGAGUACUUGCGCGCACAGGGCCUUCCUGGCCUACUUGACAGCUGCGAGGACGACCAGAGCCUGUUCGAUGUUGCUGACCAACACGUCAAUGCCGCAGCUGGGCAACUAGACGUAGAAGGGCUCGUCAGCAGAUCACAGCACGCAAAGAACUGA
Messenger RNA from Dichomitus squalens LYAD-421 SS1, 414 nucleotides. RefSeq lists its product as uncharacterized. Gene Ontology annotation, molecular function: kinase activity. The record is from RefSeq and is a predicted model, not a curated record. The transcript is spliced from 3 exons. Bases 1 to 414 code for a protein of 137 amino acids. NCBI's taxonomy places the organism in Eukaryota, Fungi, Basidiomycota, Agaricomycetes, Polyporales, Polyporaceae.